Botrytis fragariae is the source of this 639-nucleotide messenger RNA. RefSeq names its product putative endosomal protein p24b protein. The transcript is spliced from 3 exons. Gene Ontology annotation, biological process: protein retention in ER lumen; endoplasmic reticulum to Golgi vesicle-mediated transport; Golgi organization. Gene Ontology annotation, cellular component: endoplasmic reticulum-Golgi intermediate compartment; COPII-coated ER to Golgi transport vesicle; endoplasmic reticulum. The record is from RefSeq and is a predicted model, not a curated record. Bases 1 to 639 code for a protein of 212 amino acids. Lineage: Eukaryota; Fungi; Ascomycota; Leotiomycetes; Helotiales; Sclerotiniaceae.
AUGCGAUUUGCAACCCCCGCAGCCCUUUUGACAAUUGGCAGUCUCUUUGGAGCUGCUGUUGCUCACAACAUUCAACUCGCAGCUCAUGGCAGAGAGUGCUUUCACGAACAACUUCACAAAGAUGAUAAAAUGACGGUUACAUUCCAAGUUGGCGAUAGGGAAUUUGGCAGUGCUGGCAAUUUGGAUAUCGACUUUUGGAUCCAAAACCCCGCCAACGGAUAUGAGGCACACGAAAGAGCUGUAUCUAACGGGGAUCACUCAUUUACUGCCAACCACGACGGCAAAUACCUGUACUGCUUCAGCAACGAGCAUUGGUCGGCAUCUAGCAAGGAUGUAUCUUUCAACGUUCACGGCAUCGUCUAUGUACCAGAGGCAGAAGCUCCAUCGGAUCCCUUAGAGGCAGAAGUUCGACAAUUGUCUGACCUCCUUGCUCAAGUGAAGGACGAACAAUCAUACAUUGUUUUGCGCGAGAGAACCCAUCGUAAUACAGCAGAGAGCACAAACGGCAGGGUCAAGUGGUGGAGUAUCUUCCAGAUGGGAGUCUUGGUUGGCGAAGGUAUCUUCCAAGUUUGGUGGUUGAAACGAUUCUUCGAGGUAAAGAGCCACAGUACCGAACGCUACGGCGUUUUGAGCCGGUAG